This is a messenger RNA of Parastagonospora nodorum SN15, 1774 nucleotides long. RefSeq lists its product as hypothetical. Lineage: Eukaryota; Fungi; Ascomycota; Dothideomycetes; Pleosporales; Phaeosphaeriaceae. The record is from RefSeq and is a predicted model, not a curated record. The coding region runs from base 1 to 1089 and encodes 362 amino acids. The transcript is spliced from 2 exons.
AUGAAGAUGUUUGCACUCGCUCGCUUAUCCCGUGUACUCUUGAUAGCAACCUUUGGGUUUACACUCGCAGAACAAGCGGCGCAACCACGCCGAGAUGUCUUCUUCGUUGGUGGAAGGUACAACAAGGUUACGAUCAUGACCGGUCAAAUAUACGUCGAAAGAUUGACUCCGCCAAACGUCACCCAGGCAAACCCUCUUGUUUUCAUCGCUGGAGCUGGCCAGACUGGUACGAACUUUUUGGAGACACCUGACGGUCGACCAGGAUGGGCUUCCUUCUUCCUUGACAAGGGAUACAUCGUAUACCUUAGUGACCAGGCAUCUCGUGGUCGCUCUCGUUGGCAACCUUCGGUCGGCUCGAUGAUAGCGAGUGGUACAGAAAAAGUGGAAGAGAUCUUUACAGCGCUUUCAAAGCACAAUCUUUGGCCCCAAUCGAAGCUGCACACACAAUGGCCUGGGACUGGAUUAGUCGGCGAUCCGACCUUUGAUGCGUUUUAUGCUUCGCAAGUCCAAUACAUGCCUGACAGCAACAUCUAUGAAGAUGAAAACACCGCCGCUUACUCAGCAUUGCUCGACAAAAUUGGUGCGGCACACGUUUUCACUCACAGCCAAGCUGGUUCCUAUGGAUGGCGCAUAGGAGAUGCGAGGCCCAGCUUAGUCAAAAGCAUUAUCGCGCUCGAGCCAGCUGGACCGCCGUUCGACGGAAGGGCCCCUUUCACCGGAAACAAGACGUGGGGCAUCACGUACGAGAAGGUGGAAUACGAACCUCCGAUCGGAAAUGACUCAUCUCUUCUAGACACGGUGCGCGUACCAGCACCAGACGCGGAUCACAAUGACUGUAUCUUGCAGCGAGACCCAGCGAGGAAGCUCAAGAAUCUAAUGGACAUCCCAGUGCUAGUGGUCACUAGCGAAGCAAGCUACCAUGCGCCGUACGACUACUGCACUGUUGCAUUCUUGAAGCAGGCAGGCGUGCAGGUAGAAUUUGCUGAUUUACCUAAAGAGGGCAUUCAUGGAAACGGGCAUUUCUUGUUCAUGGAGAAAAAUAACAUAGAGAUUGCAGAACGUAUUCUCAAGUGGAUCGAGUCGGUAUAAGGAUCAGGGCUAGCGAACUACAAACCAUCUAUCGGCAAGAGAAAGCAGUAUAGUUUCGUCGUAAUGUUCAUAGAUCCACCCAAGCUCAAAUGGAGUUGCCGUAUAGUGCAACCUUGCAGCCAUUCUUGCUCUUACACGUCAGCUUCAUCUCACCCACCCAGUCUUCCUUGUCGCGACUCUCAAGCACCUCAAAUUUCUUUGCAAGUCUUACAAGCACAUACGCUGCCUCGACCAGCACUUUCUGCUUCCCCAAACACUCCCUGUUACCGCCGCCAAAGCCCAUGAACUCCCAAUGCGUAGGCUGAAUUGUCUCCCAGCGUUCAGGUCGGAAGGUCUCGACGUCUUUACCGUACACGACGGGAUCACGAUGAAGUGCGUACCAGCUCAUAUUGGCAACUGUUCCUUUGGGUAUGAAGAUUGGUUCAUCCUGGUUGGGGCCGCCACCCACUGGCAGUCUAGUGUCUUGUGUCGCAGAACGGCCCAUGAUGGGAAAGACUGGAUAUAACCGGAGGGAUUCCAUGAGGAUGUUCUGGACUACGGUAAGGUUCAAGAGGACGUCAAAGCUAAAGUCGCUCACUUCGUACGACUUCAAAGCUAUUCGUAUUUGUUCCCAGUACUUGGGAUGCCGCGACAGUAGGAAGCAUGAAUUUCCAAGAAGUGCAGACGUGGUCUCCUGCGAAGCCAU